This is a messenger RNA of Saccostrea cuccullata (small rock oyster), 2477 nucleotides long. RefSeq lists its product as uncharacterized. NCBI's taxonomy places the organism in Eukaryota, Metazoa, Mollusca, Bivalvia, Ostreida, Ostreidae. The record is from RefSeq and is a predicted model, not a curated record. Bases 1156 to 1863 code for a protein of 235 amino acids. The transcript has 2 exons.
UCUUUUAAAGUGCCCAUCUACGAGUAUAUACAAAAAAACCAUGGUUAUCUAAAGCAUGGAAGCAUUUAUCAUACAUCUGAAAUGAUAAAUAUUUGACAUAAAAAUCCCAUUUCUAUUCCAAAAGAGGUGUUUAAAUGGUUAAAAUGUAUAUUUGAUUGAAGUCCCAAGUUUGUAUCUAGUUAAAAAAUAAAAUAUUACAAAUUUUGUUCUGUGUUUUUUGUCUUAGGCAUGUUUUAAAUAGGAGCUAAAAUAACGCUGUGCGUGUUAGGUGUCCAUAAACGGUAUUUCGGUUGUUCUUGCCAUGGGAAAGGAAAAGAAUCGCGGCUAAGGUUAGGAAUGUGACGCCUACAAAACGUGUAAAGUUAGGAAAUUAAUUUAUAGGCGUGAAUACAAGUAUUUUAUACUUUAUGUGUACUUAAGGAAGCGUGAAAACCUUUGGCACAAAUAUAUCGGUCAAGGAUUCGUAAAGUUACCCUGAGAAAUCUCUAUCCGCAAUAUUUCUGAAUUGUAAUUAAUUUCAAAUUAGAUAUUCAUACUGUAUUUGAAAAUAAGCGCAAAAAGUAUGAUCACUGAUGAAUUAAGUACACAUUAAGUAUAAACAAAACAACACAACACUAGGGCUAGAAGGUUAGGCUGUGUAUGCAAUGUAUGAAGAUUUAAUUCGUCUUAAGUCGCAUAAACUUUAAGGUCAAGAUUGUGUUUUGAUGACUGCACCGUCUCUUUCAAUAGACAUUAAAACAUGUUGAUAGAUCAAAAAACAUUCUUGAAAUCUGUUUAACACUCCCUCCAUUACCCCCUCAAAACAAAAACAAAAAAGAAAAGGGAAUAAAAGUCUUUCAAAAUGAAUGAUUUUUUUUUCUUGCCUUCAGUUUGGCUCUUUGAAUAGUUCAUCAUAAGAACAAAGAGAAAAAGUAAUAUUUCAAAACAAAAAGAGAAAUGUGUAUGUCAUCUUAACUAAAUCUUGACCUUUGAAGAUUUUAAGUAAAUUUAAAAGCAUUUUUAAAAUUUUUACUUUUCAAGUUUAACUAUAAUUGAUAAAGAUUUAACAAUUUACCUUGCUUUUUGAGCUGAUUUGAUACCAUUUAUUAAUUCUUAUUUCUUUUUUUUUCUUUUUCAGACCAACCAGAAAUCGAAAAUGCGGCCCAGAAGGACAGCAUGUCGGUGAUAACCAUAGCCUAUAUAAUCACUGUCCCGGGAAUAAUCAUCAUCUGUAUUGGCGUCAACGUUGUUACUUAUAAAUGUGGCGUGAAGAAAGGUCGGAGAAUAGAGCGCAAACAUAAAUUACAGGAAUUCCAAGAAGAAACGCAAACGGUUCAUUAUCAACACUAUCAAACUGAUACUGAAAAUCCGGAAGCUAUUCCCUUAGCACAACAGGGUCCAUCCGCUGGGCAAGUGUCCGUCGACCCAUCCCACGACUAUGCUGCGUACGAUGAAAUAAAAGAUCAGCGACAACGCAUGCAAGAGUCGCAGAGGCGGAAAGAAGGAGGCUAUUUGACACCGGUUUCCCAAGGUCAAAGUCGGGCACUACCCCCUGUGAGAACUAAUGGCGAUGGCUACGUAUCUCCAAAGACAACAGCUAAAAAAUCACAAGAGGAGGGCGGGAAAACUAGUAAAGGUGACUCCCCAUCGCCUCCUGGUGACGGGGGAUACAUCUCACCUUUACAACAGGAAAAAGAUGCUUCCGAAAGAGCUGGUUCAGGCAAAAGCGAUUCCAGCUCGGAAAAAUCUGAUAAAUCGGACAAAUCUAGAAAAUAUCAGAACGAUCCGCAAGGCAAAUCCUCGCCCAAAACGAAGGCUCUUUACGAGUCGUUAAAAGAUACCGGGGUCACUCAGGAGCACGAUUACAUUGAACUACAGACUUAAUUAUUUUUUGUAAAAUAAAUUUUACUUUUUAUUUUGUUUUCAUUGUUUUUAAUGCUAAAUGAAUACUAAUAAUUUCUUUUCAAAGAAUGAAGAAGGUGUCUUCUUGUUAAACUCAUUCCUGUCAUAAAAUGUUAAUUUUAAUGACUCAUUCAUAAUUUAACUAUUAAAGUAUUAUUUGAUGAUGUUCCAGGUUAAUGUGUGUAUAAAGGUUUUGUUUUUCUUUCCCUGUUUUGCUAUAUCAUAUAUAAUGCAUGAUUGAUAGAUAUGCCAUUUCAUACUCAGCUUUUUCUAUUUAAUUUGAUAUAAUGCUAUAAGCAUGUAUAAGUAUUUGCAAUGUAAAGCGCUUUUAAAUUAGAUAUGCAUUGGGGGCAAAAACUUUUCAGGCCCAAAAUGAGGAUACAAUGCUGCUUAUUUAAAAAAAAAAGCUCGAUCACUGUUAAAUAAGCCUUUGAUUUUGUUAUUUAGUGCUUUUUUGCUUUAUUUAGUGCUUUUUUGCUUUAUAAUUUUAUUUUUUUUUGUUCGAUUCAUUUUGUCUGACUGUCUUAAUUAUUAUCAAUGCUUUGAAUGUAUUAUUUUUUCAUUUUGUCUUCAUCAAUAAACAAUUUUUAUAGAAA